Molecule: messenger RNA, 603 nt
Organism: Tuber aestivum (summer truffle)
Lineage: Eukaryota; Fungi; Ascomycota; Pezizomycetes; Pezizales; Tuberaceae
Source: the annotation of a GenBank genome assembly
CUUUUGGCUUUGCAGGAGAAGAUUGAGAAUGAGGAGAUCAGCAUUCCGUUUGUUUUUUAUGAUAGUAGGUGUUGUGCAUGCUCCAAUUUUUGAAGUUGACAUACAGCUAACACCCACUAGGCACUAAUGUUGCUUCCCCCACCGGAGAGGGAGUGAUGGUUAAGAAAGGCGAGGCUGUAUGGCGCUUUGUCAAACGUGCUGGGGGAAUGUCUGGAUGCAGGAAGUGGCUCAGGGUUUCGGUUAAUGAUUUACUACUCGUCCGUAGCGGAGCGACGAUACCCCAGGUAUUUCUUCUACCUCUUCCUUCCUUUUCACGAUCACUAACUCACUCGAUAGCACUUUGAAUUCUACUAUUUUAUUGUCAAUCCCACCCUGGGGCCCAACAGAUUAUUAUUUCAUUUUCCUUCAUCCCCGUCGCCCACCCCCCAGACCCGCACUCCGAAUCCCAAUAGAGACAACCCUACAAUGACUAAUAUGGUGGAUCGCCGCUGGUACGAAGUGAUUAAGCAGAUAUUCCCCGCGAGCGUGUGGACAGAAUUUGACCCACAUAAAGAUUACUCGAACAUGGUAAGGCAGGAUAUGGGUAGGAGUACUUUUUUUUUC